Molecule: messenger RNA, 1919 nt
Organism: Bactrocera neohumeralis
Lineage: Eukaryota; Metazoa; Arthropoda; Insecta; Diptera; Tephritidae
Gene: Dbct
Product: lipoamide acyltransferase component of branched-chain alpha-keto acid dehydrogenase complex, mitochondrial
Exons: 6
Coding region: 129-1535 (468 amino acids)
Cellular component (GO): cytoplasm; mitochondrion
Molecular function (GO): lipoic acid binding; acetyltransferase activity
Source: RefSeq, a predicted model, not a curated record
GCAGUUGUCAGAGAUAUCCGUGCAGUUGUUUUUAUUUUCGUGUUCUGUCGUGCAGGUUUUUCUCAAGACUACUAAUUUUAAGUGAAUGUAAAUUGUGGGUGCUUUACAAUUUGUUGAUUUUUUUAAACAUGUCUUCCAUAUUCUUGAGAAAUCGUAGCGCGGCAAUCCUCAAGAAUUGCUUGCCGCAUAGGUUUAGUGUUUGUCGAAAACCCGACAGUGCAACUCAAAUUCGCUGUUUGUAUCUGACGCCAUGCAUGGAAAAAAUACUGUCAUUUAAACUUAGUGACAUCGGAGAGGGCAUACGUGAGGUUACUGUAAAGGAAUGGUUUGUGAAGGUCGGUGACACCGUGGAGCAGUUCGAUGACCUCUGCGAAGUACAAUCGGAUAAAGCGUCCGUUACCAUCACUAGUCGUUACGAUGGCAAAAUAGCGAAAAUUCAUCAUCCAGUUGAUGAUAUUGCUUUGGUCGGCAAACCGCUUUUGGAUUUUGAUGUUGAAGAAGAUGACGCUGACAAUUCUGACUCGGAGUCUGACUCAGAUUCAGAAACGGAAUCCAACUCAAGCCCGCAAUCAAAUAACGCAAAAGUUGCUAGCGAUCAGGAUGUAGCGCGCAAUAUAACCCUUGCAACGCCGGCAGUGCGUCGUUUGGCUAUGGAAAAUAAAGUAGAUCUCUCCAAAGUGCCGGCUACAGGAAAAUUGGGACGUGUACUUAAAGGUGAUGUACUUGAAUAUCUCGGGCAAGUACCUGCUGGCACUAAUAUACCACAUCCGACAAUUGCUGCCAAAUCAGAAUUGUCCAGUGCACUAAAAGAAACUCCAAAGUCUGCAGCAGCUGCUGCCGAUCGCAUUGAACCACUGAAAGGUGUACGCAAGGCGAUGAUGAAGUCCAUGUCUGAAUCUUUGAAAAUCCCACAUUUUGCCUAUAGCGAUGAGAUCGAUAUGACCAAGCUCAUUGAUUUCCGUGACCAAUUGAAGACAGUCGCAAAUGAACGUGGCAUUCCAAAGCUCACAUUCAUGCCCUUCUGUAUCAAAGCUGCGUCUAUUGCACUUACCAAGUAUUCCAUUUUGAAUAGUUCACUCGAUAUUGAGAAGGAAACAGUGAUAUACAAAGCUGCGCACAACAUCAGUGUCGCCAUAGACACGCCCCAGGGCUUGGUAGUGCCAAAUAUUAAGAACUGUGAGGCCAAGAAUAUAUUGGAUAUUGCGAAGGAUUUGAACGAACUGAUCGAAAAGGGACGCAAAGGUGCAUUAACCCCAAGAGACUUUGCUGAUGGCACAUUCUCACUUUCCAACAUUGGUGUGGUCGGUGGUACUUAUACUCAUCCCUGUAUAAUGGCACCACAAGUGGCCAUCGGCGCUAUGGGACGGACAAAGGCUGUGCCGCGUUUUAAUGAAAAUGACGAGAUCGUUAAAGCUCAUAUAAUGAAUGUCAGUUGGUGUGCAGAUCAUCGUCUUAUUGAUGGCGUCACAAUGGCUCAGUUUUCAAAUAUGUGGAAACAAUAUCUGGAGAACCCUGCAUUGUUUUUGCUUAACUAAGUUUUAUGAACUUUGGGCCGAGGUUAAGAAUUUCUGUACGAGUUUCAGAACUUUUUGACCAUUCUUAGAACUUCUUGAAAAGUUGUGGAAGUGCAAUUCCAAAACGAAAGGCUGUUUGCUGCAUUUAUUUACAAAAUACGUUUUUUUGUUUUUUAAUUUUUUAUCGCCCAAUUUUGUACCAUAUAAAGUGCAUUUAAAUGAGUUUUACACUCAAAAUUCAAAGAUACAUUCUUUGGGCGUUCUGAAUAGUGUUUGAAUAUAUUUUAUAUGAAACUGGUUUGUGCGUAAAGUUAAUUAUUGAUUAUAAUUGUAUUAUAAAUAACUAUGUACAUAUGUAUAUAUGUAAAAUAUUUAAUAAAGUGUAUUUAAAUUUUCACAGAAAGC